CAGAUCCGACGAUGGCUUCAAUCAAUAGUUGAUCGAUUAACAAAGGAUUGGAAGCCGGCACUGUGCCAGUCGUUAUUCACUGAAGCUGAACUCAUUGAAUUGUGCUAUCGGGCAAGAGAGACAUUUUGGAGUCAAAAAACUAUGAUUGAGGUAAGUUCUCCAGUCCAAAUAUGUGGUGACAUUCAUGGGCAAUAUGAAGAUCUCCUUGCACUUUUCCAUCUCAAUGGAUUCCCACCAACGAAAAGAUAUUUGUUUCUCGGAGAUUAUGUCGAUCGAGGCCCUUACUCUCUUGAAGUUAUAGUGCUGUACUCGGCAACUUUAUAUGAGUGCUUUCAAUACGCCUUUUACACAAUGCCGUUUUGUGCUCGUGUCGAAAAGCGAAUUCUCUGCAUGCAUGGCGGCAUCAGUGAAGAGUUGAUGGACUUCAAGCAGCUUGAAAAGAUUGAACGGCCGUGUGACAUACCAGAUAUCGGAGUGAUUGCUGAUCUAACAUGGGCCGACCCAGAUCCCAACAUAUCUGGAUUCGAAGAGUCACCUCGAGGAGCAGCACGUAUAUUUGGCGCAGAUGCGCUGAAGAAUUUCUGUAAGCUGCAUGGACUCGACCUCGUCGUUAGAGCUCAUCAGGUCGUGCAGGAUGGUUAUGAGUUUUUCGCUGAUCGACACUUGGUUACGAUAGUUUUCGCACCGCACACUACUGCGGACCAGUUCGAUAAUACAUGUCCGCUGUUGAAUCCUCGUCAACAAGGAGCU
This is a messenger RNA of Ostertagia ostertagi, 750 nucleotides long. The record is from the annotation of a GenBank genome assembly. NCBI's taxonomy places the organism in Eukaryota, Metazoa, Nematoda, Chromadorea, Rhabditida, Trichostrongylidae.